Messenger RNA from Fusarium pseudograminearum CS3096, 600 nucleotides. RefSeq lists its product as uncharacterized. The coding region runs from base 1 to 600 and encodes 199 amino acids. The record is from RefSeq and is a predicted model, not a curated record. The transcript is spliced from 3 exons. NCBI's taxonomy places the organism in Eukaryota, Fungi, Ascomycota, Sordariomycetes, Hypocreales, Nectriaceae.
AUGGACUUCGCUCCUUAUCAAUCCUCUCCGCCGGAACACUCACGGGUAACUUCGCCUGACUAUACCUCGCCGCGACCUUCAUACGAUGCUCGACGAUCAUUCUCUCCUGUCGCUUCUCCUCCCCCGCUCCAGCAUCCACAACCUCAGCGAGGAUGGGGCGGUUUUGAUGGCCAGUCAACUGGUUGGGCGGCGAUAAGUCCUGACAGUCGAGCUUUUGGGGCGUCGAGUACAAUGCCUGGUGGGUUUCCUGCUGCCGAAGUUAGCGAGUUCGAUACAAGUCUUGGCAUGCGGUUAGAUUAUGAGGCAUGUCUAGCAUAUGUCGCAUUCCCACCUCUGGGAGCGAUUAUACUUCUUAUCCUGGAGAGAAAUAGUGACUAUGUGAGGUUUCAUGCAUGGCAAUCAUCAUUGCUUUUCACAGCAAUCAUGGUCUUUCAUCUCCUUUUUUCAUGGUCAACAUUCCUUAGCUGGUUUUUCUUCCUUUGCGACGUUGCCCUAAUUGCAGUUCUUACACUGAGGGCCUAUAAAGAUGCCGAAAUACUCGACAGGUUUGAGGUGCCCUUCUUCGGUGCAUUAGCCAGUCGGUUUCUUGAUGAUGAAUGA